UUUCUCUGUGCAUAUCUUCCAAGCCUCCAGUUCUCAUAGAUUUUGGUCCCAAUUUCGAGGCUACUCCAUGAUUCCUGUAUCCCAGUGGCCCUUGUUCUUUUAUUCACUAUUCCCAGUCCCCUAUCUCUCUCUUGUGCAGUUGAGGCCUGGAAGGUUGUAACCAUAUCCUUUGACUAUUGUCUUAGUUACAGGUUUAUCACUCAUUCUGAAUGAGCUUGACCCAGAUUUCAACUCAGGAAGAUGAGUCUUCCUGAUUCUAGGCCCAGCACUCUGUCCAGUGAGUCACCUAGCUGCCCCAUAGGGUGCUAUUGUUCCUUGAGAAAUGUGAAGGAGGUAAUUUUAGAGAAACCUGGAAAGAUUAAUGUGAACUUAUGCAGAGUGAAAGUACUCAGAACUAGGUUUUAUACAGUAACAACAUUAUUAAACACAAUCAACUUUGAAAGACUUAAGAACUCCAAUCAACAUAGUAUCCUGCACAGCUACAUGUGCCUGAUAUGACAGGCUAUUUACCUCCUGACAGAGGUGAGGGGGCUAGGGUACCAAUGGAGACAUAGAGUGAGGUAAUUAGUUUUGCUUUUCCCACACCUAUGUCUUAUAGUGGUUUGGAGCGUAAUUAAUGGCCAUUUUGGAAAGCCGGAAUGAGUGGGUACUUUUGGCACCAGUGAUAUGUAUGGUAUGCCACCCACACUUUGUUCCUUCUGCAGGGGCUGGGGCUUUGGCGAGUAGAAGACCAAGACAUUAGGGCCUGGGGGUAGGAGGGGACUUGACAGAACAAGGUCCCCCAGUUAAUAGGUGAUGGAGUGUGCUACAGAGCUGGGCAAAGGUGAAUGUUCCCCUGUGCUCCUGUACAUUCCCUCAUCCCUUUGCUUUGCUUCACUGCCACUCCUGCCCCUCCCUAAACUAGGCAGGUGACGCCACUCGAUUCUAGCCCCUUCCACUGGAUGCCCUAACCUGUGGACCAAAGCAGCAAGGAUAGGGCUGAUAGACGUGGGGUGGGGGCAGCAUGAACAAACCAAUUCCCCAGCCUAGCCCACUCCCUUCUCUGGCUUCGAAGCUGGCUCCCCAAAGCCCCUCACCCCAGUCCUGGGAUUCCUUCUGUGGAAGCCCUUCAUGGGGCCUCAGCUGGCUCUUGGCUGUACAGCACAUUCUGGUCCAGGCCUCUCUGCUCUGCAUUUGCCACCUGCUCCUGCUUCACAGUCUUCCACCAGGAGGACUCUCCUAUCCUCCUGGCCAGCUCCUGGCUUCCAGUCUCUUCUCUUGUGGUUUGUCUACUGCCGUGCAAACCUGGAUGGGCAGCAGGCUCCCACUGGUCCAGGCCCCAUCCUUUGAAUUUCUCAUUCCUGCUCUGGUGUUGGCCAGCCAGAAACCAUACCAAGCUACCUGGGCACCUGGAAACAAUUCCCGUGCACUGAGUCCCUGUGUGGGAACAGGUUGCCCUAUCCUGGGAAGUUGGGAUGAGGCUCUUAGAGAGGUGUCAGGUGCUGUGCUGAUGUCUGGGCUGCUCCAGGGAACACUAGGGUUGUUGGGCGGGCCUGGUCGAUUGUUUCUUCAUUUUGGACCCCUGGUCCUUGCUCCCAGCCUGGUUGUGGUAGGGCUUUCUGCUCACAAGGAAGUUGCACUGUUCUGUUCCACAAGUUGGGGCCUUGCAUUGCUGCCUAUCCUACUUAUAGUUGUAUGUUCUCAGCAUCUGGGAUCCUGCCUGCUGCCCUUGUGUCCACUGCGAACUCCUGUCCUUCCAACUCACACCCACGUCCCUGUCUUCCGCCUCUUCUCGGUGCUGCUCCCUGUGAUCUGUGUUUGGAUCCUCUCUGCUUUAUUGGGCCUUAGUUUCAUCCCACAGAAGCUGUCUGCCCCUAACAUCGCCCCAUGGCUGUGGCUGCCUCACCCAGGUGGAUGGAGUUGGCCCAAGCUGACCCUCCGGGGCCUGGCUGCAGGCACUACCAUGGCACUGGCAUCUUCUACCAGCUCCUUGUGCUGUUACGCAUUGUGUGGUCGGCUGCUGCAGCUGAGUCCUCCCCCUUCCUAUGCCUGCAGUCGAGGCCUGGGCUUUGAGGGCCUAGGCAGCCUGCUGGCUGCGCUCUUGGGGAGCCCUUUGGGUAUUGCCUCCAGCUUCCCCAAUGUGGGCACCACCAGCCUCACCCAGGCUGGGUCUCAUAGAGUGGCAAGGCUAGUCAGCCUACUGAGUAUAGGGUUGGGUCUCUCUCCACGAUUGGCACAGGCCCUCACCACCAUCCCGCUGCCAGUUCAUGGUGCUGUGCUGGGGGUGAACCAGGCAGUCAUCUUGUCUACUGGCUUUUCCUACUUCUACUUUACGGACAUUGACUCAGGACGCAAUGUCUUCAUUGUUGGUUUUGCUGUCUUCAUGGCACUGCUGCUACCCCGAUGGCUUCAGGAUGCUCCUGUUCUCAACACAGGUUUGAGUCCUGUGGAUGUGCUGCUUUGUUCCUUUUUGGCGGAGCCUGUGCUUCUGGCUGGCCUGUUGAGCUUCCUCCUGGAAAAUACCAUCCCGGGCACUCGGCUAGAGCGAGGCCUGCCAUCUCCUAAGGAGGCUCAGACCUGUGCGAAGCCCAGAAAGGAUGCUUUGGGAUACGAGCUGCCCGCCCCCUUCCAGACGCUGUGCUCCUUUGUCCCCCAGCCCCUGCGAUGCCUCUGCUCCCCAGCCGAGGACGCUGGGGAUGAGGAGCGAGGGCCUUCGGAGCCAAGAGAAACUGCUGGCCUGCUGCCCAGCGCCGAGGAUCUGCGCCUCGGUCUGGCCGUGACCAGGGCUGACUGACGGAGGGCCCCUCCUCACGGGCCAGGGCUGCGCAUUCCUUGUGAGAGACCCCUCCCCCCCCCCGGCUUCUCCUUCCAGCGUCUCCCAAGCCGACCCGAAGGAGGCGGCCCC
Molecule: messenger RNA, 2884 nt
Organism: Phascolarctos cinereus (koala)
Lineage: Eukaryota; Metazoa; Chordata; Mammalia; Diprotodontia; Phascolarctidae
Gene: SLC23A3
Product: solute carrier family 23 member 3
Biological process (GO): transmembrane transport
Cellular component (GO): membrane
Molecular function (GO): transmembrane transporter activity
Source: RefSeq, a predicted model, not a curated record